Messenger RNA from Vespa velutina, 432 nucleotides. Its product is annotated as dynein light chain Tctex-type 5-like. Lineage: Eukaryota; Metazoa; Arthropoda; Insecta; Hymenoptera; Vespidae. The record is from RefSeq and is a predicted model, not a curated record. Gene Ontology annotation, cellular component: cytoplasmic dynein complex; cytoplasm. Gene Ontology annotation, biological process: microtubule-based movement. Bases 1 to 432 code for a protein of 143 amino acids. Gene Ontology annotation, molecular function: dynein intermediate chain binding. The transcript has 3 exons.
AUGACGCGAUUGUUAUCCCAUGGCAUUCUAAGAACUAGCAUGAUAUUUAGAACAUUGAAAGGGGGUUUAAAGAUACCAAAAUAUCAAAAUACAUACCGAUUAGAAUCUUUCGUUCCAUUAAAAAUAGAAGUGGUCGAUAAAAUAUUGAAGGACGUAAUGUCUUCCUCCUUGCAAGAUAUGAGAUAUAAUCCUAUCGUAUGUCUUCAGAUUUGUAAAGAUAUGUCAGCGAAAGUGCGCGAUAAAAUAUUUAAAAAAUCCUACGACCGUUAUAAAUAUUCAGUGGUCAUGACGAUAAUACAAAAACUCGGACAACAUGUGGAAAUCAAUAUGGCGUGUUUAUGGGAUUUAGAAAGAGACAAUUAUUCUACGUACGUUUUAGAAACUACCGAAUUUAUUGCUCUCGGUUUGGUAAUUGCCACUUAUUACGAAUAA